Messenger RNA from Bactrocera oleae (olive fruit fly), 10588 nucleotides. RefSeq names its product serine/arginine repetitive matrix protein 2. Lineage: Eukaryota; Metazoa; Arthropoda; Insecta; Diptera; Tephritidae. The record is from RefSeq and is a predicted model, not a curated record.
AAAAAAAAAAUUGGAAUAAACAUAUUUCAAACGCUAACAAAAAUUUUUCCUGUACACUCGAGCUCUUGGAAGUAUUCACAGUUUUGCGCUUUGUCAGUUUGUCAGUAACUAACCUUACGUAAGUUUGCAGCCAGAGACUUGCCACACCACAACACACAGCUAUUAUCCGCCAUAAAUAACUUUCUGACCCAUUUUUCAACAUUUUGUUGUGGUCAUUGAUCUAGCAGCAUAUGCGCAUACACGCACACACCUGCCACACAGCCAACGUAGUGGUAAUCGAUUUUGAUUCGUUGGCUAGCCUAUUUAGUGGCAAAACGGCUCGCAUGUCCGGCUGGCAUAACAAUUAAAAACCAAUUAAUUUUACUCAAUUGACUUGCGCAGAAGCACCUAUAUUAACACGCUAAACUACAAAUGCUAAUAGCGCGAUUAGAGUCAUUAAGAGGUGUUCGAAUAUGCGAAUAUUUGUGUUUGCCGAAAACUAAUAGAGCCAACUGUAGCACCAGUUAGAAGAUAUAAAUAUUGUCAGAGCAAUAACGUAAUUAGACAAUGGCGUUGCAAUAUCGAGCAAUUUGUGAUGUCAAUGAAUUGAAGAUAAUGUGUGCCGGAUUAGAAUGCAGUCGUUCGUAUCGAUAGAGUCUGUUUAAUGUUUAUGCGUAGGCAUUUGUGUUAAUCGUCGCUAUAGGGGAGUAUUUCAUGUUGUUCAUACGCCACGGCGCACCACUAAUGAGUGCCGCUAACGCCACAUGCAAACGAAAUCACCUGCGGAAAACGAUAAUUACGGUUCACAGCACCAUAGCCUAUACACAUUUUUCACAGUUAUCGCCUGUUUGCUACACAUUGUGCGUUGAGAGGUUCGGCUCAGCGCAAAUUUCCAUUUGGUAUACAUUGAAUACUAACUUUGGUGGUACUGCUUCCGAUAACGUACUGUGCUUGGACUCAGUUGCAAUGCCAACGGUUCAUGGCUAUUAAUCUAAAACAGCGUUGCUCCAUGCAUACAUAUAUAAAAUAUAUAUACGGUGGAUGUGUAUGUGAGUGGGUAAUCGACGCCAACUGCUGAGCAACGUAUGAGUACGGCAAGUAUGUUCAAUGGCGCUUAGUUAAAGUUUGUGACGAGGUAAACAAUUCGAUUUAGAGAGUAAGCUCACACAAGCUACUAGCGCUUUGCGUGGUAGAUUAAAUUUUGGCACUGUUAAUUUGCGUUGGUCGUUUAUGAAGUAGCAGCGCGCAAAUUUAAAUUAUUUUUGCGUCGGCAGAAUAAAUACAGCCAGACAGUUAUAGUGUAGUGAAACUUAACUGCAACAAAAAUUGAAGCCUUUGAGGUUAGUAUGGUGCUCAGCAGAUAAUUAAAAUACAAUAAUGGUCAUAUUGAGAAAAUAAAUAUUGCUGAAACAGCAAAAAAAAUUUGAAUUCAUAAAGGUUUCUAAUAUAAUUCAAUUCUUCACGAGAAAUUUAAAAAUAAAAGAAAUAAUAAAGUUUAAUUGUAAAAGGUGAAGAGCUAAAUUUUUGCUUCUUGACAAUAUAUACCAGCUAGCUAUUUACUUAUGCAACCGAGGGCGGUGUGUUUAACUAAGCGUGCUUACAGCAAAGGCAGCGCUGUUACUCCCAGCCUUGUUGCAGCGCUUCGAGCAUAAUUCUCCAUAGGCUUGCGAUAGAUUAUCGCAUUUUAGUGCAAGUGAGGCAAACACAAACAAAUAUUACACCGCGCGUAAGUUAUAAAGGGCGCUGUCAGCAACUUCCGUGCUAGGUGACACAACCGCUCCAGUGCAACGAUGCGCUUAAUUUUAUACAGUUUUUGUUACAUGCUCUAACCAGCAGUAAUUUAUUCUAAAAUGCCAAAAAAACUAGACGAAGUGUUCUGGCGCCUAGUGUGGAGCGCUUAAUGGACCUUAGCGUAUACUGUUGCGUAUGCAAACAUGUCAGGCUACAGCGCGUUCUUAUGAAAUUAAGUAGCCGCCAUGGAGUGCAAAAUCGCGAAGCAAACGACGUUUGUUUGCUUUUAUUAUGUUCACAAGCAACAAACUUUUCGUAUUUACUUAUAUUUAUUUAUUUAUGUGCACAACAUUGUUGGCCACUAUGCCUUUGUUUGCACAUCCGUUGCACGACACAACGGCGACUUGGUUGGCUUGUUGCAUUGUUGCAUUGUUGCCUACACUUUGGUAAUAACCUCGAGUUUAUUGCCCUCAAGGGCAUUCGGAUAGUUAGCGUGCAGUUCAGUGCGCCUGAGGCAACACAGCGGUCUCAGCACAGACGUGACUGAUAAAAAAUUAAAUGCAGUUGUGUUAAAGGCAGCGACGUGGAUGCAUUUAAAAAAGACGAAUUAAAUUAUUUAAAAUCAUUACGUAAUAGCAGCGUGGCAGAGUGUAGAAAAAAUAAAUAAAAAUGCAAACUAAAUAUAUUUUAAGUUAGGUUAAACGUUCUGCCUUCAAGUAUAUAUUCAAAAUGAAUCACGCAAUAAAAACUUAGUGUCUACGCUGACUUAAAUGUUACACACUCGACACGCACAUCCAGUUGCUCAUAAACCCGUUAAAUAUAAAACGCAGCAUUUGUGCGGGCAACAUUCUAGUUUACUACACUACACCACUACUACAAACCAUAUCACAGACAAUUCUACAGUAAAAGCAGCGAAAUAGAAGUCAUAACUGCCAAGCAGUCAGGGCGUCCGGGAUGGAUGCGCGAAAACAGAAGCGGCUUGGCGCCGCGCCAAUUGCAUCGUUCGAGAAGUCGUUUGAGGACACGGCAUCAACGGGCAACACGAUCCAUAGCAGCACUACAAGCUCUAUGACAAGCAGCAGUUCAGCCACAGCAGCAACGGUUAUGCCAGCAGCGUCUUGCUUGGGUUCAACGAAGUUCAGCGCAUUGCAGGAACAUGAAGCUCUUGCCAAGGACAUCCACAGCAAUGGCGAGUUGUUGAUGGAACCACGCGAGCAUAUUAAUAAAACAGCUGCGGACACAGCAAUCGCAAUAGGGAAAACAAGAAAUGCCCAAGUAGAGCAACCUAGUAUCGCUGUAUCGGUGUCGGGAAGUGGUGUCGUUGCAACAGACGCCAACGCCGCCGCCGCUGCAGUCCUCGCAAGCAAUAGAACUAAACACGAAGGCAACAAUACGAGGCGAACAACUCCUUUAAAGGCGAGCAGCUCCGCCAGCACUACAGCAGGUGGCAGCGACACUGUUGGUCAGCCACAAUUCCAGCAUCAACAGCUAACGGCUGCAGUAGGAGGCGCGUACAAAGGAGCCACUACGCUUGCCACACCCUCCACGCCCCGCAUCGAAUUGAGUCGUGCAUCGUCGUCAUCGCAUCACGAAGAGGACAGCCGGGAAAGCAGUCCAGAGAAUGUGUUCGAACAGGAAACAAUCGGAGUGGGCUUUCGCGAAGAGGGCGCUCUGGAGCUACGUAGCUCAACCGAAGAGUUGUACUUUAUGGAUCCGGCGCAGAAGAAGGAGGAGCAGGAGAAGAUGCAACAGCAGCAAGUAAAACGCUCCUCCCCGCACAUCUUCAAAUUUGACGAUCAUCAAAGCUAUUUGCAACAGCACCAGCGUAAAGACUCGGCCAGUUCCGAGGUCGCUGCAUUGCUUUGUAUUUCCGGACGCACAAGUCGUAUAUCAAGCGUUGGCAGUCAGGGUUCGGCUGUGAGUCGACUCUCAGCGGUAUCGGGUGUCUCACGUUCGCCUUCACCUCAUCGCAUGCUUUUAGAGACAUCAUUUUGUGGUCCAAAACCUUUGGAAAACGUAGUGGACGGUCGACUUUCAACCACCAUUGAGCCACCAACUGUUGAAUUACUUGAGCAAGUUUUGCUGUCACGUAAGCACGAUCCAACACAGGCGGUGUUGGCGGAAGGUAUUACAGUGGAGAGUUCACCGAAGAAGAAGCCGACAUCGCUAUCAAACGGUGAAGCUAAACCGCCAAUGAAAAGUACUAAGAAAACGGAGCGACCCAAUGCUGUAGCUAUUGCACCUGGUGGUGUUGCAAAGCCAGUCAUGGGUGCUCAGCGGAGAAGUAGCAAAAGUCCUGGACAAAUGGUAAUUGGAAAAACACCCAGCGGCACAGAGUAUAUACGCAUUAACCUGAAGCCUGACUAUAUGUAUAACGACAAAGGUAUUGCCCCUCAUGAGAAAGUUGUGGAGGCUCCGAACAGCAUUGCUCCGCUUUAUUCGCGGAGUCAAAAGAAACCUGCUUCAUUGAGUUUAGGUCGGCCUGCUGUGGAUGAAAAUCGGCUUACACCCACGGCUAGUCCUAAACCGACGCGACACGGCACUUUGACGAAGGAUACACAUGGCAGUCGGUCACCUUCACCAGCCACUGUUUCAGUUUCGAGAAAGAGUUCAUUUAGUUCGCUAUUUCGACUAGGCGGUAAAGACUCACCUGAUUCACCUCGUGAACGUUCACGAUCCCGCAGUAAAAGUAAAGAACGCCCGACGCCGCAGUCACAAAAUGUUACACCAAGUAAACAGAAAUCCGUUUUAGCGAUUUUCAAACCAGGGAAACGUGGAAGUAAUGCAGGCGCCGAUGGUAAAUCUUCGAAGAGCUCCUCACCUAUCGAUGGACAUGAGCUUCAGCAACAGCUGCAACAAAUGCGCAGUAAGUCACACACGCCAUCAUCGACUACCACUGGAGGUGGAUCUCGCCCUGCCAGUAGGUUACGUUAUUACGAUGAACCUGUGGAAGGCGUAAUCCACAUACCUCUUCAUACCCCACCAGAGGAAAAAGAGGCACGCAAACUAUUGCACGGUAUACAACAACUCAAUGCUGAACCGAUGCGUCCGGUUGCAACUGCUAUAACUGCUAGCCAGCUUGCAGCGGCUGCUGCUGCUUUGAAACCAGUGGGCACUCGUAAAGGUUCAGGAAGUGGAUCUUCAGGUAGUGGCCAAUCGCAGCCACGUUCACAACAGAUGGAAAAACUACAACGCAUUGAAAAUCUUGAUGCAAUACACACUCUUUCACAGGAAGAUGACAAUAAAGAACGUACAUGGAGCCUUGAAGUGAACAAGUAUAGCUCACAGGACUCACAGGAGACAGCUGGUUCUGAAACCAGCUAUGCGAGUGCUAUAAAAGUCAAUAUUCGUUCAAAUUUGGCCAAUGUUAAAGAAAAUGUUGUGCAGGAAAAUGGCAUGGCCGCGGAGGCUGAAAUUCAUCGUUUACCUUCAGUGGAUAGUGGCGCUGAGACGAAGAUCGUGGAGACUGUAGCUACAGUCAAUGUAAACAUUACACAAGUUCAGCCUGAAAAUGAACACACAAAAGAAAAGCGUCGAUUACUUUUCACCACACGUUUAGGUUCAGGUAGUCAGGAUCCAAUAUUUUCUACACAAUUUAGUAUUUCUAAAACCGAAAGUCAGUCCAGCCAACUUUCAGAGCAGGUUCAAGAGACAAUAAUAGAAAGUCCUGGCUCAGAGACCUUACAUAGGCAAGGCACAGUAAUUCGUCGCUCAGAGGAAGAGGUAGAAUUGCAUGCUCCAACAAAAAUACAGGAAUCUAAAGAGUCUACGAAGUUGCCACCGAAACGGCGGAGCUCUACGGAAGUUUCAGCUCGGCGGCAGAAAUCGAUUUCCACAUCAGAAGACGAAAAGCACAUUGUACAAACAACAGUAACUGCAGUGGUUAUGCGUCGUAAGGAAUCACAUGAGGAACCACGUAGAAAAUCACGCUCCACUUCCGAAGACGAUGCAGAUGCUGGUGGUGGGAUUGUAAAUCAACGGCAUUCACGUUACUUGGAAAAUUUCGAUGUGCGAAAAAAGUAUCAUGAGAAUGUGCCACGAAAACCUAAAAGGCAAAGUGUUUCUGAACCAAAACCUGGUGAUAGUACGGAGGAUGCGAUUGUUCCCGUCGCAGAACAGCGUGACGACCAAAAACUAUCAAAACAACAUCAGCAAUGUAAACCGACACUGCCUCAACCACCACCACCAUCUACAGCUCCUUCACCAUCACCUCCCCCAGCAGCUCCAUCCGUGUCUGGAAGUCGUUCGACAACGCCCACACAACGAGUACCGCGAUCACAAUCACAAUCCCCUGUAGAUCGCUCCGGAAAACAAACGCCCGUUAAACCACCACGAACCUCUACACCCACACGUCGCUCACAUGGCUCUCAUGUCGGAACAGAAAGGCAAUCAAUGCCUUCAACCGAUGAACCAGUCGAAUCGUCUGAAAGUGAACGAGACUCUGACUUAGCUGGCGGCUCGUCAGCUGGAGCCGAUCCUAAGCGUCGGCAUUUGCCUCGUCAUGUUGGGACAAUUGAAGAUCACGAAAGUACUGGACUCGUGUCGCAAGAGUCUUUUGACGAGCUUCCUUAUGUGCCAACCACGUUACCAGAGGAACGUGCACAUGGUGUGCCACUUGUCCCUAUGAAAGAUCGAGCCAAUAUGGAAUUGAAAACAUGUCCGGUGGAACGACCACGCUCAACUACACCACUGAAUCCUUCACACUUAGAGGAAUAUUGUGGAAUAGUUACACCUCAGGAACAAACAUACGAACUUAGCGGUUCAGUUCCAGUACGUGGUGAAAAACUACGAAUAAGUUUGCCACGAAAAGACUCUACAAAAGAGCGAGUACAAAGCGCAAAGUCUCCGCGACGACCAUCUAAUACCAGUGGCAAGUCCUGGUUUGAGUUUGCCGAAGAAGGCCUUCGCGCUACUGCGUCAAAUUUGGAACGUAAAGACUCCAAUAAACAAUUGCUGCAGCAACAAACACAACCCGAAUCGGAAAUCAAAACCAAAGUUGCUGUAAGCAAAGCGACAACAACUACCGUGCAGACCACGCAAACACAAAUUACACCAACGUCGGGCACCACAACAACACAACGAAAACUCUCCGGACACUGGAUAGAUUUCGAAAAUAUACCCGAAAAGCGCAAGCCACCAAAACGAAUCACGGCAUUACCAAAAGAUGGUGUAAUAACAAGCACCAGCAGCAGUCGAGUUCAUGCCACCACAUCGAGUGUUCAACAUACAUCGCAGCCCCAAACGCAUACACAUGGACAUGGACAUAGCCAUCAAGCAGCACAACCUGAUGUGACAAUGGAUGGCAAAAUCCACUACAACUAUGUCAAGCCGGAGGAUUGUCAAUGUGAGUGUCAUGAAGCCAAGCGUGAAGGUGGCGCUGGCGCUGGCGCGGGCGACAAUGCGAACGCAGCCAAAGUCGAUGAUGAGGUGGAAGGUGUGACAAGCAGCAAAUCCAUAACCAGUGUUGAUCUGCUACAACAAGGAGAGGAUAUGUUGCCAUUACUGGAUCCCGAUACACAAGACGGAAUUGAACCAAGUGAUUCGUCGCGUGAGUAUAGCUGCUACACGGAUGACGAGAUGGACGUGCCAAUGCGACGGGCAAGUUCAAGCCGCUCAAAAGGGAGUUCCUCUAAGUUGGACGAGUUUCCACGGCGUGAUGUUUCGCACAGUCCCCGAAAUCGCAAGUUUCCAGACAAUCGCAAGUGAGGCCGUUGGCGUUUCAACAACGAGUUGCUGGAUUCACCACUCACGCGUAUUAAGUUCUUAAGUUAAAUUUCUUAUGAAGAAUUCUUACUUUAUUUAGAUAACACUCGAAUGCCUUUCUGUUUUGUUAGCGCGGUUUUAACACGUAGUUAUUCUUUAAGAUCAGCUAGUAAAAUAUUUAAAAUAUAUAUAUCUACAUUUAAAUAGUUAAAUUUGUGAGGUUUUGUUUGGAGCACCAGUUGCUUAAAAUAUGUUAAUGCUUUUUAUAUAACAACACAUCCAAUUGAGGAUUAAUUCUUUAUAUUAAUUUAAGCCUUUAAUCAUUUCAAAAUGCCUUCUAACGGUCUAAAGCACAUUGAAUGUGUAGCAGGCAAUAUUUUGAACUUGCUCAUUUAAUACUUCAGUUUAUUAUAAUAUUAAGCAUAGCAUUUUUUUGUUUUUGUGCACCUGCCGCUAUCACUGCAGGGUUCCAUGCGUGACAUAGAAAAUCGAAUACUUUUUCUUGUGAACAAAGAGACUUAUAUAUGAACAUUGUUUAAGCUCUAAUAUCAGAAGUUAUUAAUCACUUUACAUAUAUGAAAUCAGCUAGUGCUUGCAUACAUAUUUAUAACUACUACAACUACAAGUAUAUGCAUACACUAAUACAUAUUCAAAUUACAUACAUACAUACAUACAUACAUAUUGUACCAAUUACUUGCCGACAAGUACAUGGAAUUAGCUUAGUUAGUUGAGAAUUUUAAUGAAUUUUGGUGUGCAGGAAAAAAAACUAGAAAAAGAAAUAUUUUGCAUAAAAUAUUCAAGUGCUUGGUAUUACACCUUGCUGAAUUCCUUCGAAGAUUUAAAACAGUCGCAAUAACUCAAUGUUCGAGAAAUUUCUGCCUUGCUAAUGAACCAUUUUCCCAAUGUAUACGCGUUCAGUCCCACAAGUAGCUUCGAUGGAUUAGAUAAAAGAGUACCAAAGCAUUAGCAUAACUUGACUAGCAGCAGAUGGAAUUUGAAACUAAGAUUUGAAAACUUUUUAUGAUAUUACUGGCUCCUUUAGUAUUAGGAAUUGUGAGGAACCCGAUAAAGUCGUUUGAAAAGUAUCAAUAAGUAAGCGUUGUUGUUGUUGUUUUCAAUAGAGUAUAAGCAAACGAGAUCCUAUUCAAAGUUCUAGAUGUUUAUGCAUGUAUUUUUGUAACACCUUACAAAAACCUGAACCCCGUAACGUUAGCGUACGCGCAUGCGAAUGAGUACUAGGCGCCCAUAAGUCCUCCCUCAAAUUAAAUUAAAAAAGCGUACAGUAAACGGCUGCUCGCUAAAUCGCUACGCGAAAUUAAUUAGAAAAUGUGCAUGAGAGUUAUAAAGCUGCCCCUUCCCCGAUCAAGUAACCUAAGCUGCAUAUGAGGCCACUGAAUAAAGCUCUUGGCAUUUACUAUGACUGAUAAUCAUUUACUUUAACUGCGCCUCAAAGUUGUCUGAAAUUUCUGGUUUUUGGCUUAAUAUGCUACUAAUAUUCUCCACUAUACGGUAUUGAUCUCAAUUAUGUUACGUUCUGACAUAAAUAUUGCCAUUUCGAACAACCUUUCCAACUGAUCUCCUUCCUAACACAAUGAACAAAAUCUGUCAGCAGUGAAAUAAGGUGUUCUGCUCAUGACGUAUAUUUCGAAAGCCUGCUUAAAACCGUAAAAUUAGCAACGUGUUUCUAUACUACCGUAAAUGCUUGUUAAUUUUUUGUAAAUCUAGUCAACAAUUCGAUUCGAUCAUAAAUAUAAAAAGCGUUUUUUAAUAAGUCAGACAAUUUUGAUAAAUCAUACUUGAGAAGCACGAAAUCACAUACCCGUACUAACAUACACUAUUGUCAAACCAAAGAUGUGUGCAUUCUCAAAGAGUCCUUAAAGUCCUUAAAAUUAUUAUAAUAAUAAUUAAAAUGUUAUUCGAAUCGUCUGCAGUACGAAGUAUAUACAUCCACACGAGUACAUACAUACAUACAUAUAUUAGUUAAGUUGUUGGAAAUGCAUUUAAUUACCAAUUAAGGUUAUUUAAAUAUGUAAUUAAAUAAUAAAUGGAUGAAAAAUAAAUCAAAUGAGAUAGACGUAGAUGCGCGCAACCAAGUAUCGAUCCGAGAACUAAGAAGUAAAUUAUAAAAAAUAAAAAUAAAAAAUUAAAGCAGCGAUGACAAAUUGUUAAUCGGUAUUUACUAUUAUUUAUUUCUAGUUAAAAUCCAACCAAGAAUUAAGUAAAGCAAAAGCUUCAAAAUUUUGAACUUAUAAUAUGCAAGUAAUUGACUUCAUGCACUACAUUAUUAUAUAAAACAUAUAUACAUUUAAGUAUAACUCAGAAAAAACAUUAAAUGACAAAUACAACUAAACGAGCGUUUCAUUUAGAGUUUACUUUGAAAAACUUUCAAGGUUUUUGCUGGAUGAUUCCACCAAAGUUAGCGUGCCGAAACGCCAAAGUUGUGCGAAUAACUACGCCGUUAUGCACGAGUGCCAACGAGUAAGUAGAAAACUUUCCACAAACGUGAGUUUCCGUGCAAAAACUGAAUGAAUGCUUAAAACUCAAUCCGCAAAUUUGCCAUCCGUGUGUGUAGAUUAAUAUAUUUUUAUUAUAUGUAGUAGAAUCAGCGAACUUAGAAGCAAUCGAGCAGCAUACAAAAUUCAAUUUGCACCUUCUCGUCCAUUUACGUUCACUGGUAGCACUACAUUGUAUCGCUUUCAAUAUACUUGUAGAAGAACCAGAAGCGUUGCAGCCAACUACUGAAAUAUUAAAUCAAUGCCAACGAGUUCUGCAUUGGUUGAUCAUUUCUGACAGUCUGCCGUUUACAGUUGAACUUUAGCUGCUAAAGGGCUAAUUAUCUCUACUAAAAAUAGUACAAAUAGAAUACACGCAAACGUUCAUUAAAGUGCCAACGAAAAAAAAUUGUUUAAAAAUAUCAUUGUUGAUCGUUUUAAAAUAUCUGCAAGUAUUUUGUUUUCGCCACUUGAGCGUUUGUAUUUAUUUUAUUCGACGCUGACAGCCUGAAGAGGUUUCGUAAUCAAUCACUUAACGGCUGCACAACGACUCGGCGCUCUGCAUAUUGUAUAUAUUACCAUAAAUGUACACACAAUUCUCCUGGUGUGUGUCUAUGUUUAAUGAGUUGCUAAGUAAAACAUUUGCUAUGCUUACAUAAACCAUAAACCCCCUUGCCGUAAAC